Molecule: messenger RNA, 2833 nt
Organism: Colius striatus (speckled mousebird)
Lineage: Eukaryota; Metazoa; Chordata; Aves; Coliiformes; Coliidae
Gene: GGH
Product: gamma-glutamyl hydrolase
Exons: 9
Coding region: 45-1025 (326 amino acids)
Biological process (GO): tetrahydrofolylpolyglutamate metabolic process
Cellular component (GO): vacuole
Molecular function (GO): gamma-glutamyl-peptidase activity
Source: RefSeq, a predicted model, not a curated record
AGCCGCCGAGGGAGCCGCGUGUGGUGCUGACAGGCGCCGUGGCCAUGGGGUGCUUCGUAGGGCUUCUGCCCCUCCUGGCCGCAGCCCCCCUUCUCCUCCUCCAGAUCCACUGCGCUGCCGUACCCUCACUCGCCCUCUGCGGCUUCCCCGCGGCGGGCAACGAGAGACCCAUCAUCGGGGUAUUGGCACAGGAAUGUCACUUUAAAGAAUUCGCCAGAUAUGGAAGUUCUUACAUCGCUGCUUCAUAUGUGAAGUUUUUGGAAUCUGCUGGGGCCCGAGUUGUGCCAAUAAGAUUAAAUCUUACAGAUGAAGAGUAUGAUAAAAUAUUUCACUCUAUAAAUGGGGUACUUUUUCCAGGAGGUGGUGUGGAUCUUAAGACUUCAGAAUAUUCCAGGGUUGCUAAGAUAUUUUACCACAAGGCAUUAGAGGCUAAUGAUAAAGGAGAUUAUUUCCCAGUAUGGGGAACAUGUCUUGGACACGAAGAGCUUACCUAUCUCACAAGUGGAGAAGUUUUACUUGUUAAUACCAAGACAGAAGGUUUUGCGCUCCCUCUGAACUUUACCUCAGCUGCAAAGGACAGUAGAUUAUUCAAGAAUGUCCCUGAUGAUAUAUUACAUGCAUUUGCAACUGAGCCAUUGACAUCAAACUUUCAUAAAUGGAGCCUCUCCAUGGAGAAUUUCACAAAGAAUGAAAAGCUUCAUAAUUUCUAUAAUGUUCUGACCACUAACACCGAUGAUGAAGUGGAGUUUAUAUCUACCAUGGAAGCAUACAAAUAUCCAAUUUAUGGUGUCCAGUGGCAUCCGGAGAAAAAUCCUUUUGAGUGGAAGAAUUCGCCAGGCAUUCCACAUUCCCCAUCAGCUGUAAAAGCAGCAUAUUAUAUAGCUGACUUCUUUGUUAAUGAAGCCCGCAAGAGCCUCCACUCUUUUGCCAGUGAAGAUGAGGAAACAAAAGAAUUGAUUUAUAAUUAUACUCCAAUUUAUACGGGAACAUUUUCUUCCUUUCAGCAAAUCUAUUUUUUUGAUUGAGUAUUGUGUCGAAGGUGCAGGGUUGCUAUUUAGAAAUGGAAUUAUUUGCCAGCAUUGCUUAAUUAAGCUGAUAGAGCGCACUGCGCGUGACAGAAAGCCAGAACUGUUCUCUUCCUUUUCACUGAUUUAUCCUGUGUUUAUUCUGCACUGUCAGACCAUUAAUAUAAAAAUUUACAUUCAAUAACAUAGUAAUUGUCUUGGAUCACACUUUUAAGGCAAGCUACAGAAAGGUACAUUCUUCUUCCAGGGAAGAGGUCUUCAUUAUGCUUAUAAACUCAGUCAUGUUUAGUAGAAAGAAAAAUGCUGUAUUCACGUAUUUUAAAACACGAAAGUAAAAUGUUAGGGACUAUGGUAGCUCUAGAAGUACGUUUGCUUAGUAAAAUCCUAUCCUUUAAAAAUGAUUUAACAAAUUAAACUCUUGACUUUGUCUUAAAUAUGUAUAUGGAACCAACUUCUUGACAGGGGCUAUUUUGUCAUUUGAAAAAUUGACCAAAAUAUUAAAGCAGCAUGAUAGCAAACAGACAUUUUUACCUAAAAAGCAAAUGUUAAAUCCCAUUUGUGGACCUGUUUCUCUUGUACAAUCAGCAUUCUUAGGAGCACUUACACCUUGUGAGACCUACGUAAACAGGAGGAUGCAGUGUAAGCUAGGCAUUGCAAAUUACAGGUAAAAUAGGGAAGUUUGGAGGGCAUAGUUAAGUAAUGAUUCCACUUUCUGUUCUUUUCAAAUUCAGUUUUAUAUGUCCUCCAAGAAUUGAUCUGCAAGUAACUGGAAUCAGCAGAUAGAUAGGACAUGCAGACAUACAUUUUCUUUAUACAGCCUGACUUUUUCUGUAGCUACUGGAUAGAAUUCUCACUUUGCGUCAAGAAGUAGUUUGCCAUUAACUUAAUAAGUUUCUGUCUUGUUGGAUAGUUUAAUGGAAUUUGACUUCAAACGGCAGAUGAAUGUAUAGGAGAAACCUAGUAGUGUUGACAUAACGUGAUAAUAGCAGUUGCAUUCAAUACUGUGAUACCUUUUUGUUUUCUUUUCCUUUGCUGUACGCUUAGUGAAAAUUUUGUUUAGUGGUUUUGUGCGGUGUCCAAAAAGGAACUGUGAUAAGACAAUCAAAUAUAACUCUCCUCUAUUGCACAGCUUCCAAACUCUGCUAAAACAUCAGUAGGGAUUUGGAGUUAACGAAGAAUUCAAGUUUAUACUUCUGCGGUUUUGUGGUACCUUAUACUCUCAAGGCUCAAAUCUGAAUAAAGCUGAUACGUUUCUCAGGUUUUUCAAGUAAAAGACUCUCAAACUUAUAUUUUAUCAUGAAACAACUGUAUAAGAGAAUGUGAAAUGCAUUAGUUAAAAAACUAUAAGGAAGCAUUAACUGUGACUUACCAUAAAGACACUACCAGCUAAUGACAAGUUUAAACUUGUGAUAUUGCAGAUUAUUUCUACAUUUGUCAGAUGAGCCAAAUUCAGUAAAUGAAACUUAAUUUUUAAUAUAGGUGACUUUACUGUAUAACCUGACUCCUGAGUAGAACGAAGUGUAAAAAGAGGAUUAUGCACCAUAGUUGCAUGCCAAACUAUGUCCAAUCUUCUUGUUCAGGCUGAGUUUGUUGAAAUAUCUGUAAGAAUUUGCCUAAGGAGGGCAAGAAAAACAGGGAUCAAUCUUAAAAGUGAAUUGUCUGCUUACUGCAACAGCAGUAAUUAGUUCCUAAGAAUGUAACUACAAGGAAUAUUGUGUGUAAUAUGGUGAGAGAGCAGUGUAUUUAUUAUAAAUUUGUAUGUGUCUUUCCUUUAUAUCCUUUAACUUGUGAAGCCUUAUUUGAUGGUA